Messenger RNA from Malurus melanocephalus (red-backed fairy wren), 601 nucleotides. RefSeq names its product coiled-coil domain containing 195 (gene CCDC195). The coding region runs from base 1 to 561 and encodes 186 amino acids. Lineage: Eukaryota; Metazoa; Chordata; Aves; Passeriformes; Maluridae. The record is from RefSeq and is a predicted model, not a curated record. The transcript is spliced from 3 exons.
AUGGAGGGCAACGCGCACCUCCUGCAGCUCAUCCGCAAGAUGCGCUCCCAAAUCAACAAGCUGGAGAGGGAAAACAGAGCCCUGAAGGGAGAGCUGCAGGGCUGCGGGCAGAGGGCUGUGCCGGCGGAGAGAGGGGCGGCACGGAGAGAUGGGGACAGCGCUGCGAGGAGCGGGGACAGCGAUGCUGCCAUGACCGUGAGACGCUACCCCACCGUGUGCCCAGCUCCUGCUCCCUGCAGCACCAGGUCCCACUGGGCUGGCAGGAAAGCUCUGAGCAAUGGGCACCCAGAGGUGCCAGGCACUGCCCAGCCCCAAGCACAGCUCAGCAGGGAAGAGGAGAAAKGCCUUGGAAAAUCUCCAUCCAGCUGUGUCUCCUACAGCCCCUCUGGCGGCACGGAGCUGUUCCAGGAGCGCAUCUGCAAGUGCAGGGGUAAAGUAAAGGCUGUGAGUUUCCUCUUACCRGUGGAUAUGUCAUCAUUUGCUGAAAAGCCAGCUGCUCACAAAAGCCCACAAAAUCAGAGCACAAAACAUCUGAUGACCAUCGCUGAAAAGGAUAUGUGAGCUGGUGAAUUUUUAAAGGCCCAUUGAUUCCCGAGAUAAA